AUGGACGAAAUUCUCAAUAUUCCAGCUGCAGUGAAUUUCGAUGAGUCCAUUGCUCAUUAUGAAAUUCAUUCUCAUCAACCAUAUGCUUCAUCAUCUUUUAACAAUAGUGAUGAAAUUCGAAUUGCAGUUCAACAUCAAGACUUGUGCAUUCUACCAAGCAAAAGUUCAUUACACAUUUUUGGACGAUUAACUAAAAAUGAUGGAAUUACUGAUACACAAAAUAUGCAUUUAGUCAGCAACGCUAUCUGUUUUUUGUUUGAUGAAAUUCGCUAUGAAUUGAAUGGUAUUGAGAUUGAUCGAUGCAAAUAUGUUAGUCAUACAACUAUAAUGAAAAAUUACGUUUCUAUAACCCCUCCUCAGCUAAAUGUUAUUGAAAAUGCUGGGUUUUCAAAAAUUACAUUGGAUUCAAGAAUUACAUUGGAAAAUGGAUAUUUUGAUGUUACAAUACCAUUAAGCAUGAUUUUUGGAUUUGCUGAGGAUUAUAAAAAAAUUAUUAUAAACGCUAAACAUGAACUCAUUUUAACAAGAGCACGUACUGACAUGAAUGCCAUAAUUCAGACAGGUCAAGGGGGUGAUGAGCAAUUCAAAAUUGUAAUUAAUAAACUUGAAUGGAUGGUUCCAUACAUUUUACCCGCUGAUAAUAAUAAAGUGAAACUAUUGAAAUUUAUUGAAAGAGAUGCUUUAAUUUCAAUAAGUUUUCGAUCAUGGGAAAUGUAUGAGUAUCCUUUAGUUCCUACGAGUUCAAAAGUCCUAUGGCAAAUUAAAACUUCAACACAAUUAGAAAAACCUCGAUAUGUAAUUGUUGGAUUUCAAACAGCGAGAAAAGAUAAACGAAGAAUUAAUGCCUGUCAUUUUGAUCAUUGUAAUAUUACAAAUGUUAAACUCUUUUUAAAUUCACAAUAUUAUCCUUAUGGAAAUUUAAAUCUAAACUUUGAUCAAAAUCAGUAUGCUCUUCUUUAUGAAAUGUACUCUAAUUUUCAAACUUCUUAUUAUGGAAAAGAAUCAAAACCUAUUGCAUCAGUUGAUGUAAGAUUAGAAUUUGAAGCAAGUAAUAACAUGCCAGCUGAGACCACUGCCUAUUGCCUUAUUAUCCAUGACCGUGUUGUGCAGUAUAAGCCAAUCAGCGGAGUCGUCAAAAAGCUGAUGUAA
Messenger RNA from Leptopilina boulardi, 1149 nucleotides. RefSeq lists its product as uncharacterized. Lineage: Eukaryota; Metazoa; Arthropoda; Insecta; Hymenoptera; Figitidae. The transcript has 2 exons. The record is from RefSeq and is a predicted model, not a curated record. Bases 1 to 1149 code for a protein of 382 amino acids.